AUGAGCAAGGCGCAUGAGGACGCCCGUGACGCGUACGUGAGCAUGAUGGUCCCCACAGUGACGAUGUCCCCCCGUCGCCCUUUAGUCUACCUGGACGAAAGCUUUGUCCAUCACCACUACUCGAGCCAUGCGGACAGCCAGUACCAUACCGACGAUCCCAUGACAAAGCCGAAGCACAAUGGCCGGCGAUACUGCUGUAUUGCCGGUAUUCUGGACGAUGGAUCGGACGUAGCGCAUCUUUUGGGCCUUGACAUCUUUGUGGGUGGCAAGAAGAGCGGCAAGAUUGUCAAGGACUACCAUGCAAUGUCCAACCACGACUACUUUGUCGACUGGUUUGGCAAGCUCCUGGAUGAAGUUGAAGAGCUGGGGUGGUCGUCGGCUGUUCGUCAUGGACAAUGCAAAAUACCACAAGGGCAAGCCGAAAUCAACACCGAAGGGGUCAUGGAAGAAGACGAGAACCCCAUUUUUGUACGGGUAUUUUAA
Aphanomyces astaci is the source of this 483-nucleotide messenger RNA. RefSeq lists its product as hypothetical. The record is from RefSeq and is a predicted model, not a curated record. Lineage: Eukaryota; Oomycota; Saprolegniomycetes; Saprolegniales; Verrucalvaceae. The transcript has a single exon. Bases 1 to 483 code for a protein of 160 amino acids.